UCUGGCCUACCUAGAGCUCAUCAGAGCCAUCUUUACACAUAAAUAUGAUCGAAAACGGUUUCCCAUUUAUUUGAAAAAGAGAUAUUUGAGAAAGAGAGUAUUAUUACUUGUCAUAGAGUGUUUGGCAAAACUUUGCGAGCAAAAGAAUUUUCCGAGAUCAUGGAACCGAUGACUCUAGGAUCGCCAAUGCACAGUCCUAUUCAAAGUCCCGGAAGUCCAGGCGGUACCUCCCCGUAUUUGCCAAGUUUUCUUUUGGGUGACACUAAUACCUCUUCAAAGAUCAAUGUGAUGAGCCCUCAAGACAAUCCACGCCACUUGAAUAUCACCAAUGCCAGUCUGAUGUCCCCGGUGUCCUACGGAUCUCCAGAUUACCGAUCCAAUCGUCAGAAGGCGGUAUUCGGCAACACUACAACUCCCAAUACGCCGCAAAUGAGCACGAAGAAUCACACUGGUGGACCACCGACGCGUGGACUGUUUGACACUCUAGACGUGGCGCAUGUACAGUUGACGUCAACCACUGUCGGUGUGACGGCGGCCACAACUCCAGCUGGCGCAACCACACCCAUGAGUCAGUCCAGAGUCAUGAUGAGCGCAUUAAGCAGUCCUCUGAUAUUUCCAGACCACUCGAUGAACUUGACCAUGAGCGAGUCGCAAAGUCUGCUGCAUUGGAUAACCGUCUUCGGCUUCCUACCAAUCGACAUUAACGCCGUUCUGUCCCAUAUCUCUAGCAGAGUUCGCAUAGUAGACAAACACCCAGCUCCGCAAUCCCAGAGCAACUGGAUACACCUGAAAUGCGCGUCGGAGCAGGAGGCGCAGAAGGCCCUCAUGUGCAAUGGCAGCAUUGUCUCGGGCACCAUCAUGAUCGGCGUCAUACCGUGCACAGACGAGGGCGUCGUUCUGGGCUGCGACAAGGAGAAUCGUUCCAAACUGAACGGAAGCAUGAGAUCGUUCUCGACGGGCAGAAUCAGUCAGUCUCCAUUCAGCACGUCGCCUAUCGUGAGCCGACGGAGGCUGAGAUCUUUAGCAGCGAGUUACAAUCAUUUAAAACCUUUUAGCCCGCAGGCCGCGCAAGUGCCGGAAAACGUUCCACAGAAGUCCGCCAGUUUAGUUUCGAAAGCAAUGGAGUAUGUGUUUGGCUGGUAGUUGGUUUUUUUUAGUAAUAAUUAUUAUACCGAACUUUACUAUUGUGAAAUAUAUAAAAAAAUUAUAGAAAUCAUGAGAGACAAUAUGUUAAUCGUUGGAGGUUUUUAAGUGAAAACUUUAACUGGAAGCUUAAAAUGAAAUUAUUAUCUAUUGCUCUGCAAAACGAACUUGUUAUCAUUGCUUUGAAUAUCAUUGCGAUAUAUGGGCGUCUCUACAAAGACUGUUACUAUUUUAAGAUUUAUUAUGAUUAUUAUAUGCAUAUUGUAAGACGUUAUAUUUGUAUGUAUCUUUACAAUUAUAGAACACCUGAUAGCCAG
Monomorium pharaonis (pharaoh ant) is the source of this 1460-nucleotide messenger RNA. Its product is annotated as nucleoporin Nup35. Gene Ontology annotation, molecular function: single-stranded DNA binding; structural constituent of nuclear pore; phospholipid binding. The transcript is spliced from 3 exons. Bases 160 to 1143 code for a protein of 327 amino acids. Gene Ontology annotation, biological process: regulation of DNA-templated transcription; nuclear pore organization; NLS-bearing protein import into nucleus. NCBI's taxonomy places the organism in Eukaryota, Metazoa, Arthropoda, Insecta, Hymenoptera, Formicidae. The record is from RefSeq and is a predicted model, not a curated record. Gene Ontology annotation, cellular component: nuclear pore nuclear basket; nuclear membrane; nuclear pore central transport channel.